CGGCCCUUUGAUGUCGUCGAUCGUGUACUUCAAGUUCAAGGCGAAUGUCAAGACCGAUUCAAUUCCGUUCGAUGGCUCCUCCAUCUCCGUGAAAGACCUGAAAAACGCUAUACGAACUAAGUGUUGUCUGCAUUCGACCGAUUUCGAUUUGAAACUUGAAGAUACUAACGGCAAAUGUAACUCGUCGACUUUCUCGCUUACCCGUUCUUAGCAUACAACAAAGAUGACGAGCUUAUUCCCAAAUAUACCAGCAUUGUUGUGAGGCGAGUUCCGAAAUUAACUACUGAGGUUCAGAAGAAAAAACCGUAUGUUCCCUUCUUUCCCCGUGCUCACUACUCUUAGCAGAACCCCUGAUGACCUGCCGUGGCGAGAGAGCGUUAAGAAUGCGACAGCUGCCAAUCCACAGGUGCCGAAGCACGUCAAUCUCGCAGACUCGGACCUUCCAGAAGAGGAGAAAAUAAAAAUCAUGAUGGAACGGUCCUCAGAGGCCUAUUCCGAGAAAAAUUUUGCCGUCAAACCAAAACCCUACGGAGUUCCACCCGCAGCCUAUAUUUGCCACAAAUGUGGUCUUCCGGGGCAUUGGAUUCACAACUGCCCAGGAGUUCGUGACAAAACGGGAAAGAUGAUGGAUGUCAAGUCCGUAAAACGCCCCACCGGUAUCCCUCAGGAUUUCUUGCUGGAGGUUGAUGCUGGAACGCCAGGAGCAUACCUUGGGAAGUCAGGGAAGUACAUGGUGCCUAUAAAAGAUGCUGAAGCAUAUGCACAAGGGAAAAAGGACAAAAGGCCGUUUUCUCUCGAGGAGAAUCCACCAUACGUUCCAUCCGAACGAAAACCACCAAAACAGUUCAUCUGCCCUCUGUGCAACGACAUGUUCCGGGAUGCUGUUCUGGUGUCGUGCUGUGGUACCACUUAUUGCAAUGAAUGUAUUUUGGGGCACGUAUUUGACUCUCAGGUUCUUGGUUCACACAAGUGCCCAAACUGUGGGGCAGUUCUCACUGACCAUGAAUCAAGUGUUUUUGAAAACGCCCUUGUUCGAAGCAUGAUUCGUGAUUGGUUAGCCAACGAAGCAGCUUUGCCGGAUUCUGAUGCCAGUGCUCUCCAGCCCGAUAUAUUCAAAAUGAACAUAACAGAGAAGGCAUUUAUCAAUAACCGACGGGUUUUGAAGCCCAAACAAGCUUUGAGUUCCACGCCAGCACCCGCAGGAAAACAAUCUGACUCAACUUCGGAGAUUCAGAAGACUACUGCCUCACCAGUAGCGCCUUCUGAGGACGUGACAACCGUGGAGAAUGUGGUCUCUUCAGCAUCCACUACUGCAGCCCCCUCAUCCAGUGACUCCAUUCCUGUUUCCUCCACUGCCUCUCUUUCUCCACCCAUUGACUCAGAAAAUGUUGAACUCAAUGUUGAAAAUACUCACGCUCAUGUUGUACAAUCUAAUACAUGUACUGCUGUGGUUGCAAGUGCGCCUUGUACCACGUUAGUGGGAUCUAGCAGACAACCUCUGUUAGGUUCUACUUCCGGUCUUUCAAGUUCACGAUUUCCCUGUAUAAGUUAUUCCAGUUCCACGGCAGUAGUGCCAACCAUUCUACCGAGUAUUAGUGGCGGUAGUAAUCCACUGCUUAACGCACUCUAUAAUCUGCAUGUAGAAAAUCUACAGCCAGUGGCCGCUCCACAAGUUGUUCUGCCUAUGCCUUUUCAAGGUCCCCUUAUUGGUGGCCCUGAGUGGGCGGGUAGCUCAGCGCUGGCUGUCUCAGUCCCUCAACCCACUGGUUUAGUCGAUCCGCUUCUUCAAGUAACUAGUAAUCAGUCUGCCUACGGUCUAACAUCUGGGCAGCCCAUUCCCGGAAGCCUCAACCCCGCUCCUCUCCAGGCUUUAGAUGGACACAAAGUUCUCUCAAAAGAAGAAUUCUAUCGGCUGAAAAUGGAGAUGCUUCACUCGGCUCGUAUAAGGCAUCGACAUCGCUCAAGAUCACGAUCACGUAGCCCAUCUCGUUCAUACCGUCGAACAAUGCGUGAGCCUCACGAGUCGCUCUCACGCCGGCAUGAUCGGAGUAGUUGGGAACGCAGAGUUCAUCGACGUUCUCCUGGUCGUGAUUACGAAUACGAUGAAUAUCGACGUCGUUUCGAUCGAGCUCAGUAUCGUGAUUCUAGAUCCGAUCGAAUGCAAACGUCGCGCCUCAGAUACCGUUCAAACGAACCGGGCCAAGUAGAUAGUGAACCUGACAGGGAUCACAUCUUAGAAAGACGGUAUGUUAGAGACAAACAUGCAAGGACUUCUAACGAACUUCGCCAUGGAUCUCAACAUGAGGGACGUUCGGUGCGUUGCAGAUCUCGUUCAGAUUCUAGAUCACCUAUCCAUCGAACCUAUCGUGAUCAGAGUGGACGCUAUCUUGAACCAGACUUGAACCCAAGAAACAUACGAGAUACCCAGGCCCCACGAGCCAGUAUUAGCCCGGUACCAAUCUCCGUCGUGCCACAGUAUGAUGAAACUUCAGAACCGGAAUCAGUUGAUUCUAAGGUGGUGUCUCAUCAGGAAAACGGUCCCGAAGAAUUUCAAGAUCACGUUCAUCGUGAUUCUGAUGACCGUGAUAGUACGCCCUUAUGGAUCGAGGCCCCUGCAACAAAUUCUGUAGCAGCCAAAAAUGGCGGAUCACUUCCUCAUACCGGUGAAGUGGCUGGAGAAAUGCUGACCGAGAAGAGAAACAAGAAGGAGAAAAAACACAAGAAGCACAAGCACAAACACCGAUCUGAGAAAAAAAAGGAAAAACGGUCGCGCAUUUUACAAGCUCUUGAAGCAAAUCCUGAGUUGUGGGUCACAAGUGACCAUCCGGCGCAGGAUGCUGGGGAUCAGAAUGCAACCGUUGCUGAGGCCGUGUCAAAGAAGCACAAGAAGCACAAAAAGCAUAAACACGAGGAUAAACUCAAAAAGAGAGCGCACAGUGAAAAACACCAGGUUGCCACCGAAACUACUUUACCAUUUUGA
Molecule: messenger RNA, 2980 nt
Organism: Opisthorchis viverrini
Lineage: Eukaryota; Metazoa; Platyhelminthes; Trematoda; Opisthorchiida; Opisthorchiidae
Exons: 11
Coding region: 308-2980 (890 amino acids)
Biological process (GO): protein ubiquitination; ubiquitin-dependent protein catabolic process; mRNA processing
Cellular component (GO): nucleus
Molecular function (GO): nucleic acid binding; ubiquitin protein ligase activity; zinc ion binding
Source: RefSeq, a predicted model, not a curated record